GUCAAACUUCCGACUUGGUGCAGAUUAUUUUGCAGUGAAUAUUUGCGAUUAGUUCCUGGGUUUGGGGAAUAGUAAAGUAAUACUAAUUUGCAAAUAACGAGUACUGUACCGAUUCUCCAACAUGUUGCGAACGUUUCGCAUCCUUCAGAGUUUGUGUAAUAAGAAUGGCAGUGUUAUAUCAUCACUGUCCCACCGGCAAUCCGUCUUCUCCAUUCAACAAAAUAUCAACAGACCCUCACUCGGUGGGUUGGCACAACACUGUUCCACAAAAUCAACACUGACCAACACAGAGCUACCAGCUCGGAAUGAUGAAGCUGAAUCAAAGACUACGAAUUGGAAUACAAUUUAUCACUUCCCGUCAAUCAUGCUAACCGCUUCACUGAAGAGGCUCAAAUUUUAUCCAAUGGUUUUCACCGGCAUUUCCGUCCCAAUAUCUAUGGGACUAGCGUACUUCAACAUUUGGUCAAUGACCACGGCAGAAAUCGUUGGAGCAAUUGGUUUAACCACCACGAUUACGUUUUCGCUGUUCGGUUUGAUCACCGAUAAUCUGGUUGGUUUUGUAUACUGCGACGAUCGGUUGAGCAAGGUGAAGAUAUCGUUUUUGGACGCGAAAGGGAAGCGACAAAACCGAAUCUAUUCCGUGGAUGAUCUUGUGUCCAGAACUGAACUGCCCAAGUCAUUCUUGAAGCUUUACUUCCCGGUGAAAAAUCACGAGAAUGGCGAUGUGUAUAAACUCGUUCAUCAGUAUGGAGAAAUCUACGAUGUUCAGGCGUUUAACAAAAUAUUUGGCCAUGAAAUUGUUACCAAAUAAGCGCACCAUCAAGUGUAGAAAAGAAUAAAAUGUAAUGUUUGUAAGUUAUUGAA
Messenger RNA from Anopheles funestus (African malaria mosquito), 864 nucleotides. RefSeq names its product transmembrane protein 186-like. NCBI's taxonomy places the organism in Eukaryota, Metazoa, Arthropoda, Insecta, Diptera, Culicidae. The coding region runs from base 122 to 811 and encodes 229 amino acids. The record is from RefSeq and is a predicted model, not a curated record. Gene Ontology annotation, cellular component: mitochondrion. The transcript has 2 exons.